AUGACAGAGCAACCAGGAAAUACUAGACACAUGCUUUUGUCGUUUUCAGUACUGGUAGGAUUGACAUGUGUAUAAAUAUAGGUGAAGUCUACAUACAGAAUGGACAAGCACAAGAGCAACCUGCUUUUUGAUCCAGAAGAAAACAUUCUUCAGCUAUGGGUCUACUCCUGAGCAGCCUCCACCAAGCACUAAAGAAGUUUACUGGAUACGAAGCACGGAUCCUGAUGCUGGGUCUAGAUGCUGCUGGGAAGACAACGAUCCUGUACAAACUAAAGCUGCAUGAGACAGUCACUACAAUCCCCACCAUUGGGUUCAACGUAGAAACUGUAGAACCCAUGCGUAAUGUCACCUUCACGGUGUGGGAUGUGGGCGGUCAGGACAGGAUUAGAGCUCUGUGGAAACAUUACUAUCAAAACACAGAUGGGCUUAUAUUUGUCGUGGACAGUGCUGACCCUGAGAGAUAUCUAGAAGCCAACUCAGAACUCACUGCCAUACUUGAGAGUGAUGAAAUGAGAGGAGUCCCCUUUGUGGUGAUGGCCAAUAAGCAAGAUCUACCAGGUGCCAGGCGCCCCGGAGAACUCUCCGAAGAGCUGGGACUAAGGAAGAUAAAAGGACACCAGUGGCAUGUCCAAGGAUGUUGUGCUACCACUGGAGAUGGACUUAUUGAGGGGUUGGAGGUCCUUACUGACUUGGUGAAACAAGUUAAGAACAAGGCAUUCUGACUAUGUCAACAGGACUAAAAAAUGUUGCAUGCUACUCAAAUCUUUUAAAAUCACAAUAAUGUAAAACGCAACAAUGUGACUUCCAUUCCAGAUCUUCUUUUAAUGAGAAAAUAUGACUUGAGCACACCACAAUGAACAUAAUACAUUCAUGUAAGGUAUGAGCUGAGAAUCACAAUACACAUGUACAGUAUAUAUGCUGCCUAACUAUUGACAUUUCAUCGCAACACCUUAUUAGACUGGUGAAUGAGUUAAUACAGUAUACUGGGUAUAAUAAUGUAUCAUUCCCUGUUAUUUCUAUUGCUUCUCUGAAUAUUAACAUUUGAUUUUAGAAAUAAAUUGCAAUAUAAAAAU
Messenger RNA from Bufo gargarizans (Asiatic toad), 1073 nucleotides. RefSeq names its product ADP-ribosylation factor 1-like. The record is from RefSeq and is a predicted model, not a curated record. Gene Ontology annotation, biological process: vesicle-mediated transport; intracellular protein transport. The coding region runs from base 156 to 722 and encodes 188 amino acids. The transcript has a single exon. Gene Ontology annotation, molecular function: GTPase activity; GTP binding. Gene Ontology annotation, cellular component: cytoplasm. Lineage: Eukaryota; Metazoa; Chordata; Amphibia; Anura; Bufonidae.